Mollisia scopiformis is the source of this 1848-nucleotide messenger RNA. RefSeq lists its product as uncharacterized. Gene Ontology annotation, molecular function: DNA-binding transcription factor activity, RNA polymerase II-specific; zinc ion binding. Gene Ontology annotation, biological process: regulation of DNA-templated transcription. The transcript has 5 exons. Lineage: Eukaryota; Fungi; Ascomycota; Leotiomycetes; Helotiales; Mollisiaceae. The record is from RefSeq and is a predicted model, not a curated record. Bases 1 to 1848 code for a protein of 615 amino acids.
AUGACGAAUCAAGGUAUCACCAAGACUAGGCACGAGAGAAAACGGGUGUUUGCUCCGAAAUCCCGCUCCGGAUGCUUGAGUUGCAGGAAGAGAAGAAUCAAAUGUGAUGAGCGUAGACCUCAAUGUGAGAAGUGCGCAAAGAGCGGAUUCUCGUGCGACGGAUAUCUCAAUUCCAGCAAGUUGGUACCCAAAAAGGCUAGAUUGCAUAAAAUUGCUCCAAAGCAAUCAAUUGCCCCGAAACCAGCGCCGACAUCUUCAGAUUGCAUCCCAAUUCCAACUUUGAAACAAUGGACCAGCUGCGGAGGCGGUCUACUUCUACAGCCCCGAAACACUUUGUUUGGAUCCGAGAAGGAGGCUCGCUACUUCCGAGUCUUCUGCGACAAUGUUGCUAUCCAGCUCUCUGGGUUCUAUGACCUGCCACUAUGGAACCGACUCAUCCUUCAAACGGCCGAACAAGAAGAGUCUGUUCGUCAUGGCAUCAUCUCAAUUGGCGCUCUUCAGCAGACCAUUGAUCUGAGAUCCCAGCAAGAUGGUCGUUACAUCGCCCCACUCACUGCCCUUGAUGAGCAUCAUCGCUUCGCUAUCGAACAGUACAGCAAAGCAAUCAAGCAAAUGAGGGAUGCAGUUGCCACACAAAAGCAUCAACUCAGAACCACAUUACUAACCUGCUUACUGAUCAUCUGCUUCGAGAGUCUGCACGGCAACCAUGAGUCGGCUAUCACGCAAAUGCAAAUUGGCAUCCACUUGCUGGAAGACUUCAUCUCAAGCCAACGACAAGCUAUCACAGGCCCCAUCAGAACGAAGAACCCAAAGAGCACCGAAACGGGCCAUUUGAAUGUCCCACCUUUCAACGAAUCCACGGAUUUUCCAUCAUUCGCUCUCCACUCACCAGCGCCAGAUAUCAUCGAGGACGACCUAGUUCAAGCCUUUGCACGUCUCGACAUGCAAUCCAACUCAUUCAUCGACUCUAGACCUAUCGAAUAUCAUAUGGCAAUGAAGGACUAUGGCUUAGAUUGUAUUGUACGAAUGCCAAAAGUAUUUUCCAGCAUGCACGAGGCAAGGAAAUACUAUGAGCUCGUCAUGCGACGUCUUAUGCACUGGAUCAGUUCUGUAUAUCACCGCGGUGGAAAAGACACCACGAAGAAAGGAAAUCUUCACUCAGCUAAUGAAGCUAUCCCUCGGAAUGAUUGGAUUCUUGAUGUAGAAGGUGAAGAGGGCGGUAUCUUGAAUCGGGAGAAUCCUCCCUCUCAAGACGUGACACCAGCCACUUAUGAGGAAAAGCAAAUGCAUUUGAACGAGCUUGAGCUUUGGUGGCACGCAUUUACCCCACUUCUCAACAACUACCGCCCUCACACAGAUACCAAAGAGUACUUGUGCUCCACGAGCCUCCAGCUUCGCUUCACAGCAACAAGAUUUGCUCUUUCAACAACACUCAACACUGAUCAGAUGGUUUAUGAUAAAAGAAUUGACGAGGUUAAACAAGUCAUCCGUCUCGCUAAGAUCCUUCACUCGCAUCCCUCAGUUAAAGGACAAUUCACUUUCGACUUAGGAUACAUACCUCAACUAUAUGUCAUGGCGAUCAAAUGUCGCCAUCGUACAAUACGGCGCGAAGCUAUACAUUUACUCCUAUCUAGAGUUUGGCGUGAAGGAGUCUGGGAUUCGGUACUAGCCGGCAGAAUGGCUACUUCUCUUAUGGAAGUCGAAGAGCAAGGUAUCAAAGGCGAAUAUAUACCAAACGAGGCUAGAGUCAAGGGUACGAAGAUGAAGUUUGAUUUGCAGAAACGAGAGGGACACUUGACGUGUUUCAUGGUUGGUGGGCCAGUGGUGAAACGGACGAUUCGGUGGUGA